ACCAUUAUGGUUUGAAAGUAGCGAGACACUAAAUGCAUUCAAUCAUAUGUACUUAGGAUUUUUCCUUCAAAAUUACAUGCUUAAAUAAUUUUAUUGAUGAUCUUUCUAUUGAGUUACAGAUAUUUGGCCAUCUAAAUAUGAAUUUUGUCUUCAAUCUGAAAGCCUUUUAAAUUAUCUCUUAUUUGUCUUCUUGUUGUGGAUUACAUUUCAAGAUUAGGAAGAAAAAUGCAAGAAGCUGGAAUGUCAUCGUAUCUUUUCUGUUUUCUCAUGAAUGUACAUUUUUAUUGCUUUCAUUAAUCUCACGUCUAGAUUUAGCAGGUUGAGUUCCUUGAGUUCUUGUAUUUUGUGGGUCUUUCACCUUGGUAAAGUUUCAUUCCAAAACCAAGAAAAGCAUUAUGCCUUAAUAUUUUCAUCUAUUGUGCAUUUGGGGAGAUAGCGCCAUGGCUUUCAGGAAAAAUGUUUUAUGCAAAGAUGUCUGUGCAUUAUUUUAUUUUUAUAGCUAUUUCCAUAGGAUUUUUUCCUUUUCAAGAUAUUUUUCUUCACAUUUGGGGUCAUUGAUCUAGAGCAGAUUUAGAAGAAAGUCUGCAUUAGUUUAUUAUGAGGUGAGAGACUCAAGAUUUGAUCAUAGAAUUGUGAUGUGUUAUAAAAAAUGGUUGAGAUGAGUGAAAAAAAAUAAAAAUACACACUGAAACCUUUAAAAAUUAUAUAGUUUUAAUCUGCAGUAGGUAAAUAUGAAAACUAUUUUAACAAUAAUUAUUAUAUUAAUAUUUGUUAUGUUUACUAUAGGCCUGUCUAAAUAGAAGUCCUGUGAGGCUUAGGUGGGUUUGGUGGAAUUGACCUGCGUUCUUGUAGCAGCCUAAGCAGAAUUGGCUGCCGGCUGCUGUGUUCUUCCCUUUUUUCCCACCCCUCACUGCACAGCCCCACUCCUUUUGCUUUGUUGCUAGAUUACCGUGUGUUGGUUUCUGGGAACCAUUUAUAUGUUUGUGGAAAUGGAGGGGAGCACAAGAGUUUGUUGUUAGUUGAAUAUGCUGAAGUAGCUCAGCUCAGCUGCACACAGAGUCUUACAGCCAAGGCAAAGGAAAUACUCAGGACUUUGUGGCUGGGACAGGGUGAGAGGCUUGGGAUCCAGACAGCGGUGGGACUGGCUUUGUCUGAUGUGGAACCACAGCUUCUUCAGUUUAUCAUUUAUAUGAUGAGGGUUAAAACUGUUCAUUUGGUUGAGUCUUCAGCACUAAGGUUUAAACUGGGUCAAUACAGUGUAGUUUUGGAUAUGCAAGCAGCCUAUAAUGUGACAGGGUGAUCUGUGUAUUAGCUUUGUAUGUAUUAAUUUUCCAUAGUAACUCCUACUGUGUGGCACGUGCAAGGAAGACAAGUCAGUUCACACAAAGUAGGCUACUUGAGAUUUUUUGCAGCAGAAGUGUGUGUGCAGGAACUGCUAAUAGGGAAAAGGUGCCACACUAUAAAUUCACAUCCCACACUGCUGUCCUGUCAACUGUUCCUGUAUUCAGACCUUUAAAUUUAAUUAAGCUGCUAACUUUUCCAUUUCAGCCAGUAAAAACUUUGGGCAGAGGCUGCUCCAAUCUCACUGUACAUUAAGACUGCAAUGUAUACACUGGAAUUUUAUAAUCUUUUCAGACGUUAUUAUAAAAGUUGUGGAGGAUUUGAAAAUAAAAUGUGUUUUAUUUCUCUCUGAACCAAACUUGCAAAAAACAUCUGAAAAGCACUUUGAACUUGAGGAGAAAGUGGGAAUAAAAGUCAGUCUUUGAAGCUUUGUUGGUAUUUUUCUUACUACUUAGAGUUAAAAUACAAAUAAUAAAGGAUAAUCGUUUUGCCAUGAUUAUUCAGUAUCCUUUUAAAUUUCAACUGUCUUUCUGUCUGCAGAAGACUGCAGAUUGGUAGUGACUGGUAUAUUCUAGAGAAGCUAUUUCUAACUGUAGAGCUUGACUUUUAUGGAUGUAUUGGCUCACAUGAUUGGACCUUUAUUAUCUGUUUAAUCCAUUGUGGUGCGUGUGUGUUUACACUCGCAAUACCAUGAGAAUGCACUCAUUCUAUUAAAAAUGCUUUUGUGCCUGAAUGGGAUGGUCCUCAACCUGUCCAUCUUGUGGACCAGGUACAAGGAACAUGUUUCUAUUUUCUCUCUUCCUCCCUCUGACUUGCAAUAGUACAUGGCAUGUACAUCCAAGGCUACAGAGAAAAAAGCACUUUGAAUUUCUGACAACAUUGGGAAAGCAUUUUGCUUUUGAUUCAAAGUAAAGCAAUCCUAUUUAGAUAAAAAGGAGCGAAAAAUGUAUGCGGGAGAACUAGUAAUGCCUGCUUUCUCAGGGAUGUGUCCAGUAUCCCAAACUGUGCUGAACCUCAGUGUGCACAUGUGCUUGCUCUUGCCCCCUUGGUUCAGAACUAGCAGUAUUUCAUGGGGAAAAUAACCUGCAUGGCAAAUAUCCUGCAAAGGCAGAGCACAGAGUAGCCAUGUGACCACAGAGGAGCCAGGUGAGCACAGGUCAGCCAGCAGGCUGUAAGGAGCUGGGAACUGUCAAACUUGUAACACAGCGUUUCUGCCUGUGGUAUGAUGGACUUGUUCAUUUGAACUUGUUCUGCUCAGCACACCCCAAAAACUUCUAGGAGCUUCGGAUCUCUGAAACCUCCAGUUCUCUAAAGCUUGCUGUUAGGAGGAGUGAUUGGCAGAAAAAGAGUGACUACUUAAGCCCUACUUCGUCAGGAUGACGUAGCUUUGCCAAGGAUUUAUCAGCUAAGCAGAAAAUGAGCUUAACAUCCUGGUUUUUGGUGAGCAGUGGAGGCACCCGCCAUAGGCUGCCACGAGAAAUGAUUUUUGUUGGAAGAGAUGACUGUGAGCUGAUGUUACAGUCACGAAGUGUGGACAAGCAACAUGCUGUACUUAAUUAUGAUGCCUCUACAGAUGAACACUUGGUGAAGGAUUUGGGCAGCUUGAAUGGGACAUUUGUGAACGAUGUAAGGAUUCCAGAACAGACAUACAUCACUCUGAAGUUAGAAGAUAAACUGAGAUUUGGAUAUGAUACUAAUCUUUUUACUGUCGUCAGGGGAGAGAUGAGAGUCCCCGAAGAAGCACUUAAGCAUGAAAAAUUUACAAGCCAACUCCAGUUAUCCCAAAAAUCUUCAGAGACAGAAGGGUUGAAGCAAGCUGGCUCCAAAAGCUCAGAGUCCAAGGUAGCAGACUCCACAGCUGAAGUACACCACAAAACUACAGAAGCACUGAAAUCUGAAGAGAAAUCAAUGGAUCUUUCUGCCAUGCCUCGUGGGACACCUUUGUAUGGACAGCCAGCCUGGUGGGGUGAUGAUGAAGCUGAUGAGAAAAGUGGUUGUAAGCCAGAUAGCAAGCAUGAAGAGAAAAUACAGGAGACAGGGGCUUCAGGAUGCAGCACAGAUGCCAAGCAAGCUGAGGAGCAAUCUGCAGCUGCAAGUGAAGAACUUUAUCCUUUCUGUAGGGAGCCGAGUUAUUUUGAAAUCCCUACGAAAGAAUUCCAGCAACCUUCACAGGUAGCAGAGAGCCCUAUUCAUGAAAUUCCAACAAAAGACACCCAAAACUCCCAUGCAACAGGUGCAGGUCAUGCUUCCUUUACCAUUGAAUUUGAUGACAACACUCCAGGAAAAGUAACAAUCAAAGAUCACGUGACAAAAUUCACAUCGGAACAGCGUCACAAGUCAAAAAAGCCUUCUUCCUCCAGUGGUCAGGACCUACCUGGACUUCAAACGGUGAUGAUGGCUGCAGAGAGCAAAGUAGCAGAUUGGCUAGCACAGAACAAUCCUCCUAGGAUGAUAUGGGAACCAACAGAGGAGGAUUCCAAAAGUAUUAAAAGUGACGUUCCAGUGUACUUGAAGAGACUGAAAGGGAAUAAGCAUGAUGAUGGUACACAAAGCGAUUCAGAAAAUGCUGGUGCACACCGGCAUUACAGUAAGCGGGCAGCACUUGAAGAACAUUUAAGGCAUCAUCAUGCAGAGCUGAAAAAGUCACACCAGAAAGUCCAUUCCACAGACAAGCAGGAUGAGCAAGCUGGAUUGAGUCAGACUGCCUUUAUGAUUGAGUUCUUUGAUGAAGACCAUCCUCGAAAGAGACGUUCUUACUCUUUUUCUCAGAACGUAGGAGCUCUGUGCCCAGAGUCGCCAUCUCCAACACCUCACGCACGAGCUGAAAGAGGGAAACCUACAUCAGGAGAGAAAGCAGUCCCUUCAUCUGUGCAGGCUAGCUCAUCACAUCACAGAGCAGUACAUGGUGUUCAUGCAAAACUUUUAAAACAAAAAUCAGAAGAACCCUCUGCUGCAUUACCUGUCUUACAAGCUGCAUUGCUAAGGAGUUCAGGAAGCCUUGGCCAUAGGCCUAGCCCAAACCAGGAGAUGGACAAAAAGUUGAAAAGCCAACAUUUUGCUGCUGCUGCUGAAAAGGACAAUGAGGAUGACCAGAGUGACAAAGGUACUUACACUAUUGAGUUGGAAAAUCCCAAUUCUGAAGAAAUGGAAGCCCGUAAAAUGAUUGACAAGGUAUUUGGAGUGGAUGACAGCCAGGAUUAUAAUAGGCCUGUAAUCAACGAGAACCAGAAAGAUUUAGUAAAAGAUUGGGCUAUAAAUUCUGCUACAGUAGUGCUGGAAGAAAAAAGACCACUGAGUACAACUGGAUUUCUUGACACAGAGGAAGGUUCUACUGCCCCUGGAAGUAAACGUUGGGUAUCACAGUGGGCCAGUUUGGCUGCUAAUCACACACGUCAUGAACCAGAUGACAUCAGAUUGGAGUCGUCUGUGCCUGCUCCAUUAGAAAAUGACACAGACAUCAGUGAGUCUGGUAUUUCUGUUAGAAGCACUGGUUCAGCUGCUUCUGUGACCAGCCAAGGUGAGCGAAAGAGGAGGACACUUCCACAGCUUCCAAAAGAGGAGAAAGUGAAUGAAAGCUCAAAAGCAAAAACUACAUCUCAUCAGAGAUCAGAAAUAGGUGAAAAGCAAGACACUGAACUUCAGGAGAAAGAAGCUCCAGCUCGUGCCUCUGAUGCUGACAGCAGAAUUAUAGCGAAGUCAAGCAGAACAAUGAAUGGUCUUUCACCCAAAGCUACUGGAGACAAAGUUUUUUCUUUUCCCAGCUCUUCCAGUAAAGAGAGAGUUGAAACUGGCAGAGAAACUUCUGUGGUGAAACAAGCUUUAGCAAAAAUUCAGCAACAAGAAAGAAAGGAGCAAGGACAUUGGACCCCCACAAAAUUAUCCUCUACAAAAUCUGCUGCAAACCAGGUUGAGAAGCGUAGGGAGGAGAUUGCUGUGUCACCCAAAACUUUGGAUAAUCAAGACAAAGCUCCUGGACAUGUUACAGAUAAAGCAGAAAUGAAGUUGGCGCAGAGUGAGGGAAAAAGAAGGAAGAAUGAGGAAACUGUUAAAGCACAAAGUCCUAAAGCAGCUGGAGGAGAAAAAAAGGAAUCUUCAAAACCAUUAGUGAGGCAAGGUAGCUUUACAAUAGAUAAGCCUAGCACAAAUAUACCUAUAGAACUUAUUCCUCACAUUAAUAAGCAAAGUGGAUCUGCUGCCCCUUUAGCAUCUGCAAACAGGAUGCAUGACAGAAGUGAUUCAAUAGAUACUGAUUCUAGUCUAGAUACAACACUAAUUUUAAAAGAUACAGAAGCUGUAAUGGCUUUCCUUGAAGCUAAAUUGCGCGAAGAAAAUAAAACUGAUGAAGGUCCUGAGACACCUAGCUAUAACAGAGAUAAUUCCAUAUCACCAGAAUCAGAUGUAGAUACAGCCAGCACAAUCAGUCUCGUUACUGGUGACACUGAAAGAAAAUCCACACAGAAGCGGAAGAGCUUUACAACCUUAUAUAAAGAGAGAUGUUCCUCUGGUUCCCCUUCCAAGGAUGUUUUAAAAUCUUCUGCAACAAGUGCCAGAGAAAAGAUGGAAAAGAAAACUAAAAGUCGAUCUUCAGAUGGUGGUUCUAGAGCUGAUGCUCGUAAAGCUGUGCAGUCCAGUGGAAGAAUGAGACAACCAUCAGUGGAUUUGACAGAUGAUGACCAAACAUCUAGCGUACCUCAUUCUGCCAUUUCUGAUAUCUUAUCAUCUGACCAGGAAACCUACUCUGGCAAAUCAUACGGAAGAGUUCCAUUUGCCUCAGCAGAUGAACUUUUACAUUCCAAAAUGGAAGGAAAGUCAGCUAAAUCAAAAACCUCUCCUGUUGCACUUGGGCAGUCUAGUAAAUCUACCACUCUUCCAAGACCUCGUCCUACGAGGACUUCUCUUCUGCGCAGAGCACGACUCGGUGAAGCUUCAGAUAGCGAGCUUGCUGAUGCUGAUAAGGCUUCAGUGGCUUCUGAAGUGUCCACUACAAGUUCUACAUCAAAACCUCCAUCAGGGAGGAGAGCUAUUUCCAGAAUAGACUUACUUGCUCAACCUCGCAGAACUCGACUUGGCUCUUUAUCAGCACGUAGUGAUUCUGAAGCAACAAUAACUAGAAGCACUGCCUCAUCUCGUACCCCAGAAGCUAUUAUCAGAAGUGGUGCAAGGUUAACAUCAGCAGGAGAUAGUAGUAAAGUUUCUGCUAGAACUCGAGCCAAUAGCAUUUCUCGACUUUCAGAUUCAAAAUCCAAAUCUUUGGCUUCAGCUCAUAAUUCUCCCUCAGUAAGCGCAAGAUGGAGGCGCUUUCCUACAGAUUAUGCUUCCACCUCAGAAGAUGAAUUCGGAUCAAACCGUAAUUCUCCUAAACAUACCCGUCUACGUACUUCUCCAGCCCUGAAAACCACACGACUGCAGAGCACUGGGACAGCAGCGCAAAGCAGCAAUACAUUCAAGCACAGAAUAAAGGAGCAGGAAGACUACAUUCGUGACUGGACUGCUCACCGAGAAGAAAUAGCAAGGUCUGACACAGGAAGCAGUAGAAAUCUGCAAGGCAACCUACAGUUGAGACAGAGUAAAUGGAUCAGUCAAGAUCUGGCUCUCAUCGCACGGGAAAUCAACGAUGUAGCAGGAGAGAUAGAUUCAGUGACUUCAUCAGGCACUGCCCCCAGUACCACAGUAAGCACUGCUGCCACCACCCCUGGCUCUGCCAUAGACACUAGAGAAGAGGUAGGAGAUCUUCAUGGAGAAAUGCAUAAGUUGGUUGACAGAGUGUUUGAUGAAAGUCUCAAUUUUAGAAAAAUUCCUCCACUAGUGCAUGCCAAACCACCAGAGGGGAAUGGUCGGACUAAUGAUCCUAGACCUCAGCUAACAGAUGCACUUGAUCCCCCAACAAUUACCCGGAGAAGGACUUGGAGCAGAGAUGAGGUUAUGGGGGACAGUUUGCUAUUGUCCUCAGUCUUCCAGUUUUCUCGCAAGAUACGACAAUCCAUAGACAAAACAGCUGGCAAAAUCAGAAUACUAUUUAAGGACAAAGACAGAAAUUGGGAAGAAAUUGAAAACAAGUUGCGAGCUGAAAGUGAAGUUCCUAUUGUGAAAACAUCGAGCAUGGAAAUAUCAUCAAUCUUGCAGGAACUGAAACGAGUUGAGAAACAGCUGCAAGCAAUUAAUGCUAUGAUUGACCCUGAUGGUACCCUGGAUGCUCUGAGCAACUUGGGCUUCGCCAGCCCCAUCUUACCAGCUCAGUCGAAGCUGAAGUCCAGUCCCGUUUCGCAAAGUACCCGCCCCCAAGUGCAGCCAAACUGCCAGCCUGAAGCUCGAGCUGUUAGACCCGCCGCCGGCCCUGUUGCAGCUGAGUUUGAGAAUGCUGAAUCUGAGUCAGAUUUCAGCAUACAUUUCAAUAGGUUUAACCCAGAUGGAGAAGAGGAAGAUGCCACUCUGCGAGAGUGACAUCUCAGUGUUAAUACAAAUACCUUUCACGUGGAAUGUUUAGGAAAAAUGAAAAAAUAUAAUAUUGGUUUUAUAAUUUAAAAAAAAAAAAAAAAGAAGAAAAAGGCUUGGUCAAACAGCAGUUGUUUUAUUAAACCAGUUUUCUUUAACUGUGAUGCUUUGACUGUCACACAAAUCCUUGUCAAAUCAUAAAGAUACACCUAGAUACCAGUGUAGGAAAGCAGAUUGUGGCAGGUUUGCCCUUUGUGGUUGUGUGCUUUGCAAAAGAAUUGUUAUAUCAGCAGUUUUCCUGUAAUAGAUUUAUUUCUUUUGAAAAGCCAUUGCAAGCAGUCUAACAUUUAAUGUUACUGAAACCCCAGAUCUCUUUGCCAAGCUGCUCUAAUGAAUGGACUUCGUCCUCUAAAGUUACAUUUAAUUCUGAAUUAGAUGAUUUAUGCAGGAAACAUUAUCUUUGACUACAGUGACACAUUACUGCAAAAGUUAAGACAGAUUUCAGAAAGCAUUCAUCCUUGUAUACAGAAAAUCUCACACAGUUCUGUGAUUUCUAUAACCUUGUUACUGCAUAAAUUGUCUUGGGGAUUAUGAAGUUCACAUAUUAUGUUUGCACUAAGAUUUGCUGGGAGUGAUAGGUGAACAUAUCAAUAUCAUCAAACAGCAAGCAGUGUUUGGGUGUACAUAGAAAACUGGUAAUACUGUACUUGUAUUAUCAUUGCAGUGUUUUAAUCCACUUUCUGAAAGGACUAUUUGGCACUUUUUGAUCUUCUUCAACUGUCUUUUUGAUGUUAAUGAAAGUAGAAGUAUUUCAUAUCUCAUUUCUGUCCAAAUGUUUGUUGACACUAGGAAACAACUUUAAGCAUACAGCAACAUGGGACAUUUUCAAGCAUAUUAAGGCAAAUGGGCUCUCACCAAUUCAAAUGCAACGCAAGCUUAUGGAAGAAAUUACUGUUCCUCGGAGUGAUCAUGAGAUGUAAAAUUUUCUGUAGGGGAGUUGGAAAUAGAGUUGUCGUAAUUUGUUUGAUUGAUAGAUGCACUCCCAAGCAAAUUAUUUUAUUUGCUUAUGUAUAUUUUCCUGUAGUCUUGCUAGUAAAGCUGUCUCUGUCUUACAUAUUUAAAAGGAUUCUGGAAGACAACUGCUAACAUAGACAUUUUGCGUAUACCACUGAAAAGCAGGUCUGUUUAAAGUUUCCUAUAUAAGCCUAUUUUCCUUAUAAGUUGUCCCAGUAACUUAACAUUUGGAAAUAAUAAUAAGAAGAAAAAUAAAUUACUUUGUAUUUCCAGAACACUGUAAUUUGGAGGAAUGUUCUUUCUGUUAAAUGUAACUAAUAGACUGGAAUUUUCGUAUGUUUGCAUCAGUCUCUAUAUAUUAAGGUUAAAGAUACAGUUUUGCAGCUUUUAUGAAAUGGUCUUUAAUAUUUCAGCAAUAAUCCUGUAUGACAUUUGUUUAAAAAAACCUACUUUCUGUACACUUUUAAAUUGUACAGGCUUUCAGAAGUCAGUCGAAGUUGGACCAGUUAAUAAAAAUGCAAAAACUUUUUUUGUAGAGAUGUAAAAACAAAACCACUAAUCUGUUGUAUAAUGGAUUUCAUAUUUUCUUUAAAAAAAUUAAAAGCAAACAGCCUUCAUGUGUGACUCAAUAUGCUCUACUCAGCUAACUGUGGCAGCCUGGACUACGUGAGUUUACAGAGGCUAUGUGAAAAGUUUUAGGAGGUGCAGAAGGGCAAAACUAAAUUGAAACUAGAGCGAGGUGUUGAAAACUGAGUGUACCAAACCAUCGCCAUAGUUCCUUCUUUCGUUUAAUGCUUGGGAACAUAAUUUUUCCGCAGACUCGAGUGGAAAGUAGAAAAUGGCAAGGAAGGAUUAAAGGUGCAGGCUCUUCAUGCGAGAUUCUGUUUUUGUUCUUUCAGGCCUUUAUACCUUUACGUUCUGUAAUAAGCAUUUUGCAUUACUAUGUUCUUAUUUUGUAUGAACAUGUUCUCCUUAUUUAUUUUUGUUACAUUUAUUAUGUAUGUUAUUUUGUUAUAUGCAUUUACAACUCCAUUUUUAAAUAAAGUGUUUCUGGAACUUUA
Molecule: messenger RNA, 9848 nt
Organism: Columba livia (rock pigeon)
Lineage: Eukaryota; Metazoa; Chordata; Aves; Columbiformes; Columbidae
Gene: CEP170
Product: centrosomal protein 170
Exons: 20
Coding region: 2758-7782 (1674 amino acids)
Cellular component (GO): centriole
Molecular function (GO): protein binding
Source: RefSeq, a predicted model, not a curated record